UUCAGUCGAAGUUGAAGCGUGAUAAAGAGUGCUAAUUCGUGUUUUUUGUGAAAAUUUAAUUUAACAAAAUCUUUAGGAUUUCUUAUAGAGUUUAAACCAUGGACAAAAAUACAAACAUGGGUAGUGAAGUACACACGUACCCACCUCAAAACCCGCCACCGUACCCUGGUCCGCCCACGGACUAUCCCGUCACCAGUCAGCCUCAAGCCAUACCAAUGCAGACUACAGUCAUCCAAGGAACCAAUAUGGUCCCCGUUAUAGUCACUAAUGCUAUGGGCCCUAACUCCGCGAUAGUUGUAUGCGUCUCUUGUGGCCAGCACAUAACAACCAGGGUGGAAAGAAUGCCAUCUGUUAGAACGCAUUUAUUUGCUCUUUUAAUUUGUUUGAUUGGAUGCUGGCCGUGUGCGUGUUUACCCUACUGUGUGGAGUCUUGUAAUAAUGCCGACCAUUAUUGUCCUAAUUGUAACUCGUAUGUAGGUUCAUACCGUGGAGCGUAGUUCUUGUAUUGUUUUUAUUAGUCACGAAAUGAAUAAAAAUAAUAUAACGCUGUUUCUUUAUGGUAAUUCAUGUAUAUUAUUGACCAUUCAAUACUUAUAUAUAGACUAUAAAUAUAAUGUAGUAUUUACGAAAUAUUGCUUGUAAUAGAAAAAUUAUAAAAAAUUUAGUCAUAGAGUUGGUACCCAAACGAACAUUGAAGGCUAUUUUUAUUUAAUAAGUAUAUCCAUGUGAUACGAGUAAUAUCUUCGUAAAAUUACUCCUUAUGAAAAUUAGCUUGAUAUUUAAAUAAAAGUGCAAUGAAUGCGUUAAAACAUUAGUAUGUAAAGACAAGGAGAAAGAUGGCAUAUAAUGGUAUUUUCAAACCUAUUUAUAACAAAUUACUACGUAGGUACGUAUUAGGAAUAUUACUAUAAUCUUAACGAACAUUUAAAUAUUUAAUUAUUAUAGUUAUAAGACUAGAAUAAUUUAUUUUAAAAUUAAAAAAAAAUUCUGCAUGAAGGAAUAUUGUAUUAUGUUUCUGUGUACACAGUACGUAAUUAAGAUACAUAACAUUAAAAGUCGGUUUCACUACUGAUAAUGUCCUUCAUGGAGUAUGGACUAUUAACGCUUUUUGGCUUAUAUUUUCUUAUAUUUUUAUUAUUUGAACAAAAAAAAACAUGACCAAUCAUAACUUCAUAAAUUAUGCAUUGCAGCAUGAUGAAUUUUUCUUAUCGUUGUUUUUAAUUGUUAUAAAAUCAUUCAUAAUGUGAUUCACUUGUUUUUGUUUAUUUAUUUUAAAACGCGUACCCUUAUCUAUAUUUUAAUGUUCAUAUGAAAGUAAUUUUCUUUGAGUGUCACAAAGAAUAUAAUUAAUUUAUUUUAUUUCAUUUUUUAAUAAGUUGUGCUUUGUAUAUUCUAAGUCAAUAUUAUGCAUUUGUUAUUUAAUUUAUGUAAUGUUUUGAUAGAUUAUUCUAGUACAUAAAAGUGUAAAAUGCAUUUCUUUUAUUAUUUAACUAGUUAAACGAAGUCAACCAAAAUUUAGUACAAUUAUUAACUUGCUAUGUUUUCUUAUUCAAUAGGUGAAUAAGAAAACAUAGCAAGUUAAGCUUUUUUGGUGUGUUAUAGUUAUAAAAAAUAUAGAUGAUAACUUGCCUACAUUAUACGAUUUUUUUUCACAAUGAAAAUAAAUGUUAUUUAUAUUGA
This is a messenger RNA of Colias croceus (clouded yellow), 1680 nucleotides long. RefSeq names its product lipopolysaccharide-induced tumor necrosis factor-alpha factor homolog. NCBI's taxonomy places the organism in Eukaryota, Metazoa, Arthropoda, Insecta, Lepidoptera, Pieridae. The transcript has 3 exons. The record is from RefSeq and is a predicted model, not a curated record. The coding region runs from base 99 to 497 and encodes 132 amino acids. Gene Ontology annotation, molecular function: zinc ion binding.